UAACAUCCGCUUUCAGUGCAAAACGCAAUGUGAGUGCUGAACGCUUUCAUAUGGCUGCACAUCGCUACAUAGCUGCUACUAUUACCGCAACUGCUCUUACUUAACGCCAGGUUGCCUAAUUACGCUAAUCGCUGUGGGUUUUUUCUUGUCCUUUUUUUUUUUUUUUUUUCUGUUACAGAGAGACAGAACAAUGCACGGAACAAGCCCCUCUGUCUGUAGGAACCUGGUAGAUCUGUGCACCGAGAGAUGAUAUGGCAGAAUUGCGUGCAAAUGUUACAACGAGGCAAUAGGCCAGGCAGGAAAUUGGAGUAAAGCUGAAACAUAAGGCUUUGCUACCAAACAGCUUGCCAGCUUGUGUGUGUGUGUGUGUGUGUGUGUGUGUGUUGUGUGGUGCUCGAAGUGCCUAUGGCGGAGUUUGGGGAGGACAGCAGCCUGCCUCCAUUGAAUCUUGGGGAUACGGCCGUGCCCAGCGACGAAGCAGCUGGCAAGACGCAUUGCGAAGUGUCGGUCUUGAAUGGAGACUGUGGGAUAUCAGAAAAUAUGGUCGGUUCGGGAUCUGUCGUCGCACCUGGCAGCCAAGCCGGAGUGGAAACCGCCAACACCUCUGUCGGAUUGGAUGCCAAAUCCGAAAUACCACGCAGGAGCAGCAUUAUCAAGGAUGGCUCAAGACAGCGUAAAGAAAGAAAGAAGACUGUAUCAUUCAGCAGCAUGCCCACUGAGAAGAAAAUCAGCAGUGCAAGCGACUGCAUCAGUGCAAUGGUGGAUGGAUCUGAGCUGAAGAAAGUGCGAUCCAAUUCACGCAUCUACCACCGCUACUUUCUCCUUGAUGCUGACAUGCAGUCAUUGAGAUGGGAGCCCUCAAAGAAGGAAUCAGAAAAGGCCAAAAUUGAUGUAAAAUCCAUCAAGGAGGUUCGGACAGGGAAAAAUACGGACACUUUUAGAACUAAUGGAACCUAUGAUCAGAUAUCAGAGGACUGUGCUUUCUCAAUCAUCUUUGGGGAGAACUAUGAGUCCCUGGACUUGGUGGCAAACACUGCAGAUGUAGCCAACAUAUGGGUUACAGGGCUGAGGUACCUGAUCUCCUAUGGGAAACAUACCUUAAAUAUGAUAGAGAGCAGUCAGAACAACAUGCGCUCAUCGUGGCUAGGUGAACUGUUUGAUGAGGCAGACAGUAAUAACAACAAACAAAUAACAAUAUGUGCUGCUGUGCAGCUAGUCAAAAAGUUGAACCCAGGACUUAAAAAUGUGAAAAUAGAACUAAAGUUCAAGGAGCUUCACAAAGCUAAGGACAAAACAGGUUCUGAUGUGACAAAAGAGGAGUUCAUUGAGGUCUUUCAUGAUCUUUGCACCAGACCAGAAAUUUAUUUUCUGUUUGUUCAGUUCUCCAGUAACAAAGAAUUUCUGGAUACCAAGGACUUGAUGAUAUUUCUGGAGGCAGAGCAGGGUAUGGCACAAGUCAGUGAAGACACCAGCUUAGAGGUCAUUCAGAAAUAUGAACCGUCUAAGGAGGGCCAGCUCAAGGGCUGGCUUUCUCUUGAUGGGUUCACCAACUAUCUUAUGUCUCCAGAGUGCCAUAUAUUUGACCCUGAACAAAAAACAACAUGCCAAGACAUGAACCAGCCCUUGUCCCACUAUUACAUCAAUGCAUCCCACAACACAUAUCUGAUAGAAGAUCAGUUUCGAGGUCCCUCUGAUGUGACAGGGUACAUCCGUGCCCUCAAGAUGGGUUGCCGUAGUGUAGAGCUGGAUGUGUGGGAUGGGCCUGAUAAUGAACCUGUUAUUUACACUGGUCACACGAUGACAUCUCAGAUUGUUUUUCGCAGUGUCAUUGACGUCAUCAACAAGUAUGCCUUUGUUGCGUCCGAGUUUCCACUGAUCCUGUGUUUAGAAAAUCAUUGUUCCUUAAAGCAGCAGAGAGUCAUGUUUCAGCACCUAAAGAAGAUCCUUGGAGACAAGAUCCAACUAGAUCCUCCAAAACCAGAGGACUGCUACCUCCCCUCUCCAUUUGAAUUGAAGGGAAAGAUCCUACUGAAGGGUAAGAAACUGAGCACGAACUGCACGGCUUCAGAAGGUGAGGUGACGGAUGAGGACGAGGGGGCAGAGAUGUCUCAAAGGAUGAGCAUUGAGUCUGCGGAACAACAGACUUUCGCACCCAAGAAAUUCCAACUGUCGAAGGACCUCUCUGAUCUGGUGACCUUGUGUAAGUCCGUGGAGUUCAAAGACUUCCCAACAUCUUUCCAGAGCCAGAAGCAAUGGGAGCUGUGCUCUUUCAAUGAGGUCUUUGCCAGUCGCUGCGCCAGCGACUUCCCAGGUGACUUUGUUAACUACAACAAGAAGUUCCUAGCACGGGUUUAUCCUAGCCCUAUGCGGAUUGACUCCAGCAACAUGAAUCCACAAGAUUUCUGGAAGUGUGGUUGCCAGAUUGUGGCAAUGAACUACCAGACCCCUGGUCUGAUGAUGGACCUAAACAUUGGCUGGUUCCGUCAGAAUGGGAACUGCGGCUAUGUGCUGCGUCCAGCGAUCAUGAGGGAGCAGGUUUCAUAUUUUAGUGCCAACACGAAAGAUUCAGUGCCUGGUGUUUCCCCACAGCUCUUACACAUCAAGAUCAUCAGUGGACAGAACUUCCCAAAACCCAAAGGCUCAGGUGCCAAAGGAGACGUAGUAGACCCCUAUGUGUAUGUGGAAAUACACGGCAUUCCUGCUGACUGCGCUGAACAAAGGACUAAAACUGUCAACCAGAAUGGGGACAACCCUCUGUUUGAUGAGAGCUUUGAGUUCCAGAUAAAUCUCCCCGAGCUCGCAAUGGUGCGCUUUGUGGUGCUAGAUGACGACUAUAUUGGUGAUGAAUUUAUCGGCCAAUAUACAAUCCCCUUUGAGUGUCUCCAACCAGGAUUUCGCCAUGUACCGCUACAAUCUCUGACAGGGGAAGUUCUGCCACAUACCUUGUUGUUUGUUCAUGUGGCCAUAACCAAUCGAAGAGGAGGCGGCAAACCACACAAAAGGGGACUGUCUGUACGAAAGGGCAAGAGAAGUAGAGAGUAUGCCAGCAUGAGAGUGCUAGUGAUCAAGGCUGUGGAUGAUGUCUUCAAAACAGCCCUGCUGCCACUGAGGGAGGCCACCGACCUCAGAGAAAACAUGCAGAAUGCCAUUGUGUCCUUUAAAGAGCUGUGUGGCCUUUCAGCAGUGGCUAACCUGAAGCAGUGCAUCUUGGCCCUUUCCCCUCGACUGACUGGAACUGACAACAGCCCCCUUCUGUUGUUCAACCUUGUUGACCAGUACCCUAACUUGGAGCCCCAAGGCCUGCUACCAGAAGUCCUGAAGAAAGUCGUAACCACCUAUGACAUGGUAAUCCAGACCAGCAAGACUCUGCUAGAGAACUCUGAAGGAGUGUAUGAGAGAAUUCUACAAACCCAAAAAUCAGCGAUGGAAUUUCACGAGAACCUCCAUGACUUGGCUGUGAAGGAAGGGUUGAAGGGCAGGAAACUGCACAAGGCGGUUGAGAGCUUCACGUGGAACAUCACCAUACUGAAGGGUCAGGCAGACCUACUGAAGCACGCCAGGAGUGAAGUCCAGGAGAACCUCAAGCAGAUCCACUAUGCUGCGCUCACCUGUAACCUGAGUAAAGGCAGACCGGGAGGCGACUCUUCCGGCUCCGAGUCCAAGAGCAGACGCAGCCUCGAGGCCAUUCCCGAGAAGGCCACAGCAGAGGAAGAGCUAACAGAUGAGGAAAACUGAAGACCUGCAGUCCUGCUCUGGUGCUCUCCUGGCACCCACAUUUAGACCUCUACUCUGUUCCUGCCUACUGAGCUCAAAACCCAAAGCUCUUUGUGUCUUUAUCCUGGCAUCACAGCUCUACACACACACACACCAGUAUUUUUCCACAUUCCAUCGUGUACAUUCCUGUAUCCCAAGCACAGCUGUAACCUCUCAGACGUCUGCCUUGUAAUCAUCAAUAAAAUUCCACCACUACUCCGGGACACAUAUCCUGCCCAAAGUUCAGACCACAUGAACUUCAGAGAAGUUUUGGGGAACAUGCUGAAAUGGAUGUUAUGUAGAAACACUGAUGAUUAUCAGUGACAGACAUAAAUCCUAAUUUUCCCUAGCAUAAAACCAUCUACAGUCCUAAUGCAUCAGUUUGCCACCCUCCCUUCACUCCUCUGACCCAGUCUCUCAUUUCCUGGGUGAGUUGGGAGAGCCGAGGGAACUACCAGCCACGUGACCGUUUAAGACAUUGACCUACUGUUCAGAGACACUGCACUUCUACUCAGCAGACCGGGGUGUUACCCGAGGAGACAAAUAAAAAGAGAAGAGCCCUCGGAUCGUUGCAAGAGAUUUCUUAAAGCACAAUUUUUUGGAGUUAUGAAUGUAACAGGACAGAGGGAGCGAGGAAAUAAUGGAAGAAGUAAAGAAAAAAAAUUGGACAAUAAUGUCAUGAGAGUAAAGAGCUGUUUACAAUACUGAACUUGUCCAUGUUCUUGUCUGCCAAAAUAGUAUGAGAUACUAUGUGUAUAUAUGGAGUUUCCUGUUACCUUUUUUUCUGCAGAGUGCAUCAUUUUAUUAUUGUAUACUUGGAAAUAUAAGAUUUAUUUUAUAAAAGAUAUAUGAACAUGUAUGUGGAAAAACAAAAAGUUUUAUUUGUCUGUAGAUAUCUGAUAACGGUUGUCACUAGAGAAGUGACCUCCGUGUUUUCCUGGCGGAGAGCUCCUGCGUGUCGAGACAGAAAGACUAAUAAUAGAAUGUAUUCAUACUGUUUGGGGUGCAAACAACAGCAAAAAUCACAACCAGCAACUGCAUGAGAAGGAACUACGACUCACUCAAAAAACUGUUUGGACGUUGACACAUUUUCAUAUUUCAGAAUUUGAUUUGGGAAUAUGUUAGACCUUUAUUUUUGGGGCAUGGUCCUCCCAUUUUAGGAUGUUGUAAGAAUGAAAUCCAAAUCAACUUUAUGCUCAAAGUGUUGUUUUUUUUCUCCCCAGGUGUGCUCCCAACCAAUUCUGUUAUUUAAAACACCCAAAUGAGAAAUCAGCUCUGGCUGGUGUGAAAACUCAUUCCCUUGAUUACUUGUAAUCAUUUGGUUCAGUUAUUUUUCUGUGCAGAAAUGAGUGAAUAAGUCUCGCAGGAAACCAACGUGAUGUGUUUGGAUCUGGAACUGUGAAUGGGAGGACAUGCACAAAAACAAAGACUAGUUUCAUUUUAAUCGUGCAGUUCAAGGUUCGAUAGUUUAAAGAUGUGUCUCACUGUCCAGUACCCAUGAGCUCUGCUAUGUUUCAUCAGUCACUGUUCAGUGCAAAGUGCAGUUCACCUACUUGCAGUGUUAUGAGAUUUGGUCUGGGGAACCGCUGUGCGACUUAUUUCGGACGGCUCAAGUGGUUCCCGUCUGCCAGACAAAUCAAGCGAGUCACAACACUUUGAUAACCCUUUGUAAGAAUUUAAACUCAGGUCUGGUGAGAUGGUCGAGAAGGAUGUGAACUUCACGGUAGUAAUAGCUUCAUAACCAUUCCUGGUGACAAAGUAGUAUUUCAUCCACAAUUACCCUGUGAUUAAUUGUGCCACGUUACUGCUGACUAAAACCUACUGUAUCAGUUGAUAAAGUAGGAAGUGAGAAAAGAGUUUUAGUCUUUGAAAAUGCCUUUCCCCACAUGCUGCUUAUAUAGUGCUCUUGCUUGCUAUUCAUUUAACAGUCUAUAUUUGUCUUUUAUUUCAGAUCUCAUAUAGGAAAGUUCUACUAACUUUCUACUGGCUGGAUAAAGGAUGCUUCAAAAUGAUCAGUCCAUGACAUGUUGCCAUCUUUACACGAGCUACUGUAUGUGGACAAAAGUAGGGCUCAACGGUUUGAGGAAGAUAUCGAAUAAUUUCUGAUCAAACUUGCGAUUGGGAUUUAAAUUGCAAUUCUACAAACCUGUAUUUGUGCUCUACAUAGUAUUUAUAACUAAUGGACAACUAAGUUAGCAUUGUGUUAAUGCUUUAGUUGACAGCUGUGCACUGUAGCUGCCUAAACUAAUAAUAUUAAGGUGAUAAGCUUAAAUUGAUGAUGUAUAUAAUGUGCUUAAAGCUCCAUCUCUUGCAUUAGUUGUUCGGCCCUAUACAAAAGCUGUUAAAUCUAAAAAGGAAAAACACGGUAGUAAAUAUAUCCAAAGACCUGCUAUAAGUCUGUACACAUUAGCCUUAAAAAAUAAAGUUGGCAUAACUGUGGCCAAGUCUUGCAUUAAAGUAUUUUCAUGGAUUUUUUGCUCAUUAAUUUAGUCAAAAUAUUGAUCACCAGCAAGAAAUGUAUUCUCUGAAUUAACUUAUGAAUUUCUAAAACAGGCAGUAAUUCACUCUCUUGACACAAGGCAUUUAGACUGUUGAAUGAAGCCCAAGCAUUUUCUUUAAAUGUUCGUCUGCAGCUCUUUUAUUUCCCCCCUCAGUGCUCACAAUGUUGUGCUCUUUGGUUUUAAAUACUGUCCACACCUCCUGCAGACAAGACAAAAAAGACGUUGUCUCUGAAUUUCAGUACUGUGCCAGUCGGCGUAUUUAUGAUUGUUGUUGGGAUGAAAAAAAAAGAGGCAUUUCAACUGUACUCCAGUCUCAUCUCUUUAUCUGUCAAGUCCACAAAAAAAAAAAAAAAACCUCUGAAUAAACAAUGUUGGAUAUA
Dicentrarchus labrax (European seabass) is the source of this 6634-nucleotide messenger RNA. Its product is annotated as inactive phospholipase C-like protein 2. The record is from RefSeq and is a predicted model, not a curated record. Lineage: Eukaryota; Metazoa; Chordata; Actinopteri; Moronidae. Gene Ontology annotation, biological process: lipid metabolic process; intracellular signal transduction. The coding region runs from base 406 to 3735 and encodes 1109 amino acids. The transcript is spliced from 6 exons. Gene Ontology annotation, molecular function: phosphatidylinositol-4,5-bisphosphate phospholipase C activity.